Molecule: messenger RNA, 330 nt
Organism: Stylonychia lemnae
Lineage: Eukaryota; Ciliophora; Spirotrichea; Sporadotrichida; Oxytrichidae
Source: the annotation of a GenBank genome assembly
AUGCUAGAAAUCGAUUAAUUCUAUAAGAAUUUCAACUACUGGGGCUAUCCAUCAGAUGCAUAUGCAGUUCACUUCGUUAAAGAAAAACCUGGGUUUAGCUUCUAUCUUUAAUUUCUUAUCACUUCAAUGAUUAUCUUGUUUGUGCUUAUGGGAUUCAUCCUACUUUACUAUAUAGUCUUCGAAGAUACCAGGAAAAGGUAGAGUAUAGAAUAUAUGCAAACUCUAGAUCUAAUAUAGAAAAAGCAUGAAUAGAUGAGAUAAAUGGCAGAGGCUCCACCCGCUGAAAUGCCUCUAGGCAAGGGAAGCCAAAAUGAUAAGAAAAAUAAUUGA